UUUGCCGUUGUUGCUUGUUAAUUGUUUCCCUCUGUUAUUUAUUUGUUUAAAAGUUAAGUAGUGCGCUAUUAUUACAUAACAAAAAUCUCUUGUCCCAUACACUCCGUGUGUAUCUACACAACAGCCUAUACCGGUAAACGAUGGACACAAACCUCGCGGAACUCCGUAAGCAAUGUAUGACAAGUCUCUAUCUCUGCUCGGACAACAUCACCAAAUAUCUGGACGAGGAUAAAGAAGAAGAAUUUGCGAAGUUGAAGUCUUAUGUGGAGGACUAUUGCAUGCUGGAAGCACAGGAGGAUGUGGCUAAACAGGCGUUGGCGAAGGCAGAAGAAGAAACAGAUGCAUCAAAUGUGGACUCCCUCCAAGAUAAGUUUAGCCAGUACCUCAUAAGCUUGGCGAACAAGAGACUCAACAUAUCCAAGCACCCCUAUAUGGUGGAAAUGAACAAGAGGGUGCAGCGGGGGAUGAAGGAUACCAAGAGUAACUUAGAAGAAUCUGACUUAGCUAUUACUGAAUCUGACAAUAGAAUGAUUGAUCCAAUAACCAAGAAGCCCAUAGAGGAUCCAGUCCGGAACCGCCUGUGCAACCACGUGUACGAACGGGCCUCGAUCAUGCAGCUGCUAAGCGUGAACCGAAGAACCAAGUGUCCAGUGGUCGGGUGCGGCAACAAGCAGCCCGUGGAGUCCCACCACCUGGAGUCCGACGAGGAGCUGAAGUUCCGCCUGACCUUGGACGCUCACUCCACCAUGAUACAGGGCGGCGACCCCCUCGCAUUAGAUGACACCAUCUAGAACAGCAUGCGGCCCGCGAACCUCUCGCUUGCGGCCACAAGACUAUUAUUUUCAUAGUCUACAUUAGAGAUGCACCGGAUAUCCGGUUACUAUCCGGUAUCCGGCCAUUAUUUUACUAUCCGGCCGGAUUCGGAUAGUGACCUAUUAUCCGGCCGGAUAGUGAUAGUAACGUUGCUUGAUUUCGGAGUAAAAAAAUUGGAUUUAAGAAACAGACACGGUCAUAAUCGUACUUGUUUACUAUUUAAAAACAAUUUAAUCAUUCCACUGACUUGCACGCGCACUCAUUUCGAACCUAGAAAUGAGUCCGCGCGAACGUUUACUAGGAAACAGGUCAAACCUGCAGAAUGCGCCCCUGAAAAAUCGAAAUAUAGGUAUAGUUCCGCUGGCCGAAUAUUCGGCGGCCAAAUACCGGAUAUUCGGCCGAUAGUCAGGCCGAAUAUCCGGUAUCCGGCCAAACAACUAUCCGUUGCAUCUCUAGUCUACAUCUAGCAUCGAGUAGCAGAAUUAUCAGUACCGCUACUCAAGUAGAACUAGAAUUCUCUAAUGUCGCGACUCGCGAAAAUUGUAUUUGAACAACAAUUUACAACUAAAAUUAAAAGCAAAAGGAGUUCCGGUUAAUCUGGUUAUAAUAUGAGCUCAAAAUUGAUGAGCAUUAGAUUUUUCUGUUGUUGUAAAAUCUAUUGUCAAGUAGCAGUACUGAUAAUUCCGCUACUCGAUGCUAGAUGUCGACUAUGAAAAUAAUAGUCGUUUUGGUACUAAAACUGAUGUGUGGAGUGAGCACUCUUAUGUAUUUUUAGAGUUCCGUACCCAAAGGGUAAAACGGGACCCUAUUACUAAGACUUCGCUGUCCGUCCGUCUGUCUGUCACCAGGCUGUAUCUCACGAACCGUGAUAGCUAGACAGUUGAAAUUUUCACAGAUGAUGUAUUUCUGUUGCCGCUAUAACAACAAAUACUAAAAACAGAAUAAAAUUAAGAUUUAAAUGGGGCUCCCCAUAGACAUAAUAUAUAUAUAGACGUAGUCUCAGCGAGCUGUCACUGUUGCCACUUUUGUUUAGUGUACGAUUAACAAUGUGGCCCACGUUGCUGUAGCCAUGUCGAUAAAGUCAUAUCGAUAAACUAUCGACAUUUCUUGCAAUUUUAAUUUUACUUCAAAGGCUUAACGAUACCUAAAAUGACCAAAAACGCUUUUAUUCUUUAUUGUGGUUAUCAGAUCACAAUUUUAUAGUCACGCCCCAGCAGGGAACCAAGGGAAAGUUCAGAUAUUUAAUUAAAAUACAUAAAUACCUCCUAAAAUAGGUGUUCCGCAAUAAUUGAAUUAUAUUAUUAUAUUAUAAUAUAUUCAUUAUCCAUUAGCAUUUCAAUAAUGUUUAUGUUUAACGAAGAUAUUGAAGCUUCAAUUAAUCGCAAUUUCGUUCCGCUGUGUAGCGUUUAUCGAUAUAUAACAUGAUUAAAAUCGACUUUUCACAUCCCUAAAAGAGCACACAUAUACGCUUUUACGCACACAUACACAGGGUGGGCGCAUCAAGAAAGGCAACACUUGAUUUGAAGUCCGCCUUGUCAACAGUAUGGUUGUCCUUUUUUGACAAACGGCAUUUUAAAAGAGCGAGGUGAGAGAAAUGAUACUAGUUGCUGCGUCGUGAAAGAGAACAAAAAAGGUUGGGCCCUUGGGGCUCCCAUACAACAAACGUGACUUUUGACCAAAGUUAAGCAACAUCGGGAGUGGUCAGUACUUGGUUGGGUGACCGUUUCCUUUUUUUUUGCAUUAUGGUACGGAACCCUUCGUGCGCGAGUCCGACUCGCACUUGCCCGGUUUUUUUCUCUGUGCCAUCGCCCACACUGUAACUGACAGUUUGUAAACCUUAUUACAAAAGGCAUAAGGUCCACAGAUGGACAGUUAAGAGU
Molecule: messenger RNA, 2693 nt
Organism: Cydia fagiglandana
Lineage: Eukaryota; Metazoa; Arthropoda; Insecta; Lepidoptera; Tortricidae
Product: E3 SUMO-protein ligase NSE2-like
Exons: 5
Coding region: 141-791 (216 amino acids)
Biological process (GO): protein sumoylation; double-strand break repair via homologous recombination
Cellular component (GO): Smc5-Smc6 complex; nucleus
Molecular function (GO): zinc ion binding; SUMO ligase activity
Source: RefSeq, a predicted model, not a curated record